Molecule: messenger RNA, 2169 nt
Organism: Seminavis robusta
Lineage: Eukaryota; Bacillariophyta; Bacillariophyceae; Naviculales; Naviculaceae
Source: the annotation of a GenBank genome assembly
AUGGAGAGCAACAAUGUUGGAUCAGAUGAGCCCAUGAUAAUGGACAGCAGUACAAAUGGCGAAGAGCGUCAUGAUGAUAGCCAGGGAAGUGCAAGCGUCGACAAUGACUCGGACACCACCGAGACUGUGUCCAUCCUUGAGCGAACCAAUUCGGCGCAACAAGAGCAAAUCGAAGGGCUGCAACGGGAACUGAACGAGUUGCGAGUGCAGCGUGGUGAAGAAGUCUAUUGGUUGCGGCUGGAGUUGGAUUCAUCGCGACGAGAUAAGGAAGCUGUAGAGGAUAGAAUGUCAGAACUCUACCGUGAGAUGCAAGAGAUUUUGGAAGCUCCUAUUGACAAGAGCGAAGGAGCUGAGGCAAACAAUGGGAUGGUGAAGGAAGUUUGCACUGAACCGGACUACGUCAGCGCCCUCCAGGAUCGCCUCACAGCAUAUGAACGCUCUGUCGAGAUAUUGAACCACCAGAUUGAGAUGAUCAAGACGUCUUCGGACGUUGUUGUUACCAGCAUGAAACAAGAGGUCACAGACCUUAUGGAAGAGAAAACGAUAAUGGAACGAGACAUGUUGAAUCAACUCUCAAGCUUGGACAACGAUAAACGAAAAGUGGAAGUGGAACUAGCAGCUUCCCGUGCAGCCAAGCACUCAACAGUUAACGGCACAGCACAAAUAAUGCCCACGCAAAGCACUGACGUUGACACGGGUGUUGAAGCACUCGAUGAAGAUAUUGAAAACUCCACCAAACUCGCAGAAGCUUUCAACGGUACACCAGCCAAGGGGGUGCACGAGGAGUCCUUUUGCUCCACGGCAACAACUCAGGUGUCAUCGUUUGUGGUUGAUGGGUCUCAUCAUCCAACCAGCUUCUUUUUCAAGGAGCACGAUGAAGAUUCUAAGGUGCAGCUCCUCCUUGAAAAGUCCCGCGAAGAAGUAGAGAGGUGGAAAGAGGAGGCCGAAACUUCCACGAUGGACAACAUCAAGCUCAAAGGGAAACUGGAUGAAGUGACGAAGGAACUCAUGUUCACCAGGUCGUCCGCAAACGUAGCUCUGGCAUUGGACAGGAUCGAAACCGACAGAGCAGAGACUCUGGCUCAGCUUGACCGCAUCACUGUUCUGUGGGACCGGGCAGACAGUACUAUUCAAGUCAUGGAGGGCCUAUUGUCAGAGUUUCAACCCAAGUCAGGCCAACCCGAAGACAACCCCACGCUCCAGAAUGACCGAGGCAGACUGCUAUCAACCUUGGAAACCGCUACGCUAGUCCACGGUCAGAUCAAGAUGUCAUUGAUGCUCAUCGAGCUGUCCUUGCGCAAUCACUUGACGUGUAUCCAAAACGACAACCUGCACAUGCCACGCAGCGAGCAAAUAGUGAGUCGGUUGGAAGAUGUACGCUCUGAAACGCUGUCUGCCAUUGCAGCAGCGGAAGAGAAGUGGACAGGUGCGGUAGAGGCUGUAGAGAAGCAGAUCCUCUCGGAGAACCAAAGCAUCAACGAUUCCUUGAAGGUUCAACUCGGAGAGCUUCAAAACGCACAGGAACGCCACAGGUCGCUCCAGCUGGAAUUGGAAGAGCUUAAGGAUCAACCGCCGCCUCUGCAAACUGAAGCAUCAUCAGAGGUGAAUUCAACUCAAGCUGUUACUCCCACUGCUGCUGCCACCGGUACUGAUUCCGUUGCUGCUGAUCAUCAACCACCGAAUAGUCAGAAUGGCCAAGUGCAGUCCAAUGGAUUGAUUGUGAGCCCCGGUACGAUGGCACGGUUGCAAAAGGAGAUCUUGACGGUGGUGGCUCUUGUCCAAGAGAAGAAUGAAGCCAUUCGAUUGUUGAUGACUACCAUUGACAAGCACCGGCUCCGGGAGGAAGUGCUCAAGAAAGAGCUGAAGCGAGUGGCUCAAAAGUCCAACAAGAAAAUCAAGAGCAAAGAUGCCAAAGUUCCCAAACCGCUCAAGUUGGAUCUGAUGAAUGUCCCUCGUGCCAGCAAGGGCAAGGUGCAUGUCGACUCGUCCAAGUCGGGGGGUGGCAAGUCUCCUCAAAAGAAGGUGCGGAAAAGUCAGAAGACCAGCACCGCAGAACUAACCGUCAUCUCUGGCGUUGUUGCCGAGGAAAAGAACCCCAGGAAGACCAAGUCUUCACGUCUGGUGCCUUUCCUUGGGUCAGGAUCGAACCGUGGUUGGUCGUCUCUUUAG